This is a messenger RNA of Anopheles gambiae (African malaria mosquito), 3057 nucleotides long. It is a transcript of the gene Usp2, whose product is annotated as ubiquitin carboxyl-terminal hydrolase Usp2. Lineage: Eukaryota; Metazoa; Arthropoda; Insecta; Diptera; Culicidae. Gene Ontology annotation, biological process: protein deubiquitination. The transcript has 13 exons. The coding region runs from base 743 to 2584 and encodes 613 amino acids. Gene Ontology annotation, molecular function: cysteine-type deubiquitinase activity. Gene Ontology annotation, cellular component: cytoplasm. The record is from RefSeq and is a predicted model, not a curated record.
UUGGUGAGAGAAAGACAACUCGCUUUUCUGAACGAGAAGCUAAAAUCAUUGAGCUAUGCGUUGAAUAAUCUAUUUGUGGCUUUUCAGUCUUAGUUUUUUGCCACCAACAGCAUGAAGUGUUAAUGUCGAAUUCGUUUGUGAGUGUGAUCGUGUGAGUGUGAAAUCGUACCACGCAGUGUUUAGAGCGUUCGAUUAUAGCACACUAAUUCAUCUUAUGAAAAGCAGAUUAACGUAAAAGAAGGUGGAAUAUGCCAGUCACAUCAACGUACUCGUCUAGUGGUAGUCGAUACAUUCAACCACCUGCAAGCCAAUUCUCAAAAUCAAGUUUCUCCGAUCGUGUAUACUACUCACCGCUAUUGAACAGUACUAAGACUAGCAGUUUUCGAAACAGUAGUCUUUAUCGCAACAGUUCAACGACAAGCCUGAGAAAUAACAGUAGCUACGUUUCGAAUAUACGUAACACAGCGUUAUGUGGAGCUGAAAUCUAUCAACGAUACAGUCUUUCGACGUAUAAACCUGCUGCUAGUGUUUCAUCACGUAUAACUCAGUUGAGUUUAGCAUAUUCUGGAAGGUUUCCCAAAGCGAAUUCCGCAAGCUCAUCAUUAGAAACAUCGAGUACUGAUUUAUCAGAAGAAAAGCUUCACAACAGCAGAAGCAAGGUAGAAAAAUUCAAUUUGAAAUAAAAUAAACAAACCUUUUCCAAGCAUUUUUUUAACGCAAACAUUACCAUUCAUCAAUUGCCAUGAAAUUAUUUAACAUUACUGUAAAACUGGAAGAAUCAUUUACGCAGGAAACGGUCAAUCUACGUGCACAGUCUUCUUUAGAGAGUUCAUCGAAUUCAAGUUACAAUAGUCAAUCAAUCGAUAAACACUGUGAUGCAAAAGAUUCAAUUGAUUCUUGCAUACAGUCGUCCUCUGCGAUAGUGACUGCAACUGUAACGACUGAUGAUUUAAUGAGAGAAGGAUACAAAGAAAAAGAAAUCAUUGCCAGUGACUCUGCAAAUCUACAUGUUUCGGCAACAAUACGUAUAAAGCCGCAAAGCAAUAUCAGGAAAGAUGCCAAUGCCAAUGCUAAUAGUAUCAUGGAACAAAAAUGUGAACAAGUGAAAAGAAAUGUGUCAGCUUCUGAUAAAAUAUCGAAAACUAAUACCAUCUUAACAUGGGCCACUGAAAAUCCUUGUGAUGAUGUAUCAAGCGAAAAAAAUCAAUUCAAUCGAAUCCCUAAGCGUAGCAACGUAUUGGUUGGAAAUGAUAUAAUUCGAAACGUGAAUAAAAAUGUUACGGAAGAUGUGCUCAUACCUGCAACAUUAAAUGAAGCUAGUAAGGAGACAGAUAGAGCCUUGAACAAAAGCAUUGAAACAAGCAAAGAAUGCGAAGAUGAUCAGGCCACUCAACUUCAACCCAGAAUAAACUUGAACAAACAACAAACAUCGCCAAAAACAAACGAACGCGAAGAUGAUCAAUAUCCGAAUAAAUCGCCAUCAUCUGCUAGAAUUAUAAAACCCAGUUUAAAUUAUGAAAGAUGUACAGAAGUCCAUGAUUCUCUACGGAACACAAGAGAAGGCAUGCUUCGGUUAUGUGGCAUAAUAACAGGUUUAUGUGGUCUGUGGAAUAUUGGUAAUACUUGCUUCAUGAACUCAAUGAUUCAAUGCCUCAGUCACACCCGAGAACUUACAUCAUUUCUACGAGGUCAAUCAUCAUCUGAAAGAGGUACUAGUAAAGAUCAUCUUAUAUUAGCAGAAUACACAAAGCUUAUCAAAAAUAUGUGGAGUGGAACACAACGGAGCAUUAAUCCAUCCGACCUAAAAUACGCUUUCUCUAGCAAACACCGAAUGUAUUCAGGAUCAGCCCAACAAGAUGCCCAAGAGUUUUUAAGGUUUUUCUUAGAUUCUUUACAUGGUGCUUUGAAUGCUGCUAUCAAGCGGGAUCCCUUGUCUGAAAUUGACGAUAAUAUGAACAACAAGGAUAAAGCAGAUAUGCUGUGGGAAUGGUAUUCAAAGGCAGAAAAUUCAAUGAUAAAGGAUCUGUUUGUCGGGCAGUUAAGAAGUACGCUCAAGUGUACGUUUUGCAAUAUGGAAAGUACCAUGUUUGAUCCAUUUUGGGAUUUAAGUCUACCUCUACCAUCAUCAAGUUCCCGUUGCAAGCUGGAAAACUGUCUCGAAAUGUUUAUCAAGGAGGAGAUUAUGGAUGGAAUAGAUCAACCUACGUGUUCGAAUUGCGAUACACGUCGAAAAUGCACUAAAAGAUUGACGAUCGAACGUUUUCCACGGUAUUUAGUAAUACAUCUUAAAAGAUUUUCGGAAGCACGUUGGAGCAAAUUGACCAAUAUUGUUGAGUUUCCUACCAAAAAUCGAGCUCUUAAUCUGCAACCUUAUGCCUCAGAAGACAUUUCGGGACCAAUAUACUAUUCACUGUAUGGAAUUUCGAAUCAUAUGGGAUCUACUGCUGGUGGGCAUUACGUAGCUGUUUGCAAACACCCACAAACUCAACAAUGGAAUGAGUUCAAUGAUAACUAUGUCACAGAGGCGUUCGAGCGUAAUUUAGUCACCUCAAAUGCAUAUGUUUUAUUUUACGAACGAGCAUAGGAAAUUUCUUGUUUUUUUUUCGUUUAAUCUUAAUGGUGGUUUCUUUUAAUGUUAACACAAUAGUCAAAGUCCUUAUAAUUAUUCAAGUGAUUAACUAUGAAUUUAAGAAAGAACUCUUGAAACAAAGACAAUAACAGCCCUCAAAUUAACGACAUUAACCUUAUGUAUAGAAGCGGAUUAAACGGUUAGAGAACUGAAUGGCUGUAGCCCAAGUACCUCCCCCCCUCUUUCCCUCUCCACCCACCAGGAAGAAAGGCCCGUGAACAGAAGAGCUGGGAAUAGCAAGUCAUCUCUUCUUACUGCUUAGGUCUCUCGACACCCUAAACCCGCCUCUGCUCAUGCUCAUUUUUGACAACCUUACAAAGAACCCAUGUUCAUACAAUAAUCAAAUAAAAAAUAAAGAAAACCUUGCACAUAAAAGGGCUUUCCUUCGUUACCCAUAUCUUUAACAAAAGAAAUUAAUUAGAAAAUUA